CCCUCCCCCCGCCUACGUGAGGCCCUGCGGCGCAGGGGCGGGGCCUCGAGAAGCAACCAAUGGGUGUUAGCCGGCCGGCUGGCCAAGGCACAGUUGCCUAGGCGACCAGCACGCGGCCCCGCCCGCCGGGCCAGGGCUCCCGCGCGCUGCAGAGUUCAGGCUGGAGUAGGAGCCCGGGUCUCUGCGCGCCCGAACGCGCGAUGACCACGUGGAGCCUCCGGCGGAGGCCGGGCCGAACACUCGGACUCCUGCUGCUGGUUAUCUUGAGCUUUCUGGUGCUCCGCAGGUUGGACUGGAGCUCUCUCAUCCCUCCAUGGCUCCGGCACCGGCAGUUGGGGCUGCAGGCAAAAGGCCAGAACUUUAUGCUGGAGGACUCCCCUUUCUGGAUCUUUGGGGGCUCCAUACACUACUUCCGUGUGCCCAAGGAAUACUGGAGGGACCGCCUGCUCAAGAUGAGAGCCUGUGGCUUGAAUACUGUCACCACUUAUGUCCCAUGGAACCUCCAUGAGCCAGAAAGAGGCAAAUUCGACUUCUCUGGGAACCUGGACCUGGAGGCAUUUGUCCUUUUGGCUGCAGAGAUUGGGCUGUGGGUGAUUCUGCGUCCUGGCCCCUACAUCUGCAGUGAGAUUGACCUGGGGGGCUUGCCCAGCUGGCUACUCCAAGACCCUGGCAUGAGGCUGAGAACAACAUAUAAAGGCUUCACCGAAGCAGUGGACCUUUACUUUGAUCACCUGAUGUACAGGGUAGUGCCACUCCAGUACAAGCAUGGGGGACCCAUCAUUGCUGUGCAAGUGGAAAAUGAAUAUGGUUCCUAUAACAGAGACCCUGCUUACAUGCCUUACAUCAAGAAGGCCCUGGAGGACCGUGGUAUUAUAGAGCUGCUCUUCACCUCAGACAACAAGGAUGGCCUCAAGAAGGGAGUGGUCAAUGGAGUGCUGGCCACCAUCAACUUACAGUCACAACAGGAGCUGCAGUUACUGAACACCUUUCUCUUAAGCGCACAGGGGAUUCAGCCCAAGAUGGUGACAGAGUACUGGACCGGGUGGUUUGACUCAUGGGGAGGCCCACACAAUAUCUUGGAUUCCUCCGAGGUUUUGGAAACAGUGUCUGCCAUUGUUGAUGCCGGCUCCUCCAUCAACCUCUACAUGUUCCACGGAGGCACCAAUUUUGGCUUCAUAAACGGAGCUAUGCAUUUUCAUGAAUAUAAGUCUGAUGUCACCAGCUAUGACUAUGAUGCAGUGUUGACAGAGGCUGGAGAUUACACUGCCAAGUACUCCAAGCUUCGAGACUUCUUUGGCUCCCUCUCAGGUACCCCUCUGCCUCCCCCACCUGACCACCUUCCCAAGAUGUCUUAUGAGCCAAUGAUGCCCUCUUUCUACCUGUCACUAUGGGACACCCUCAAGUACCUGGAGGAGCCAAUCAAGUCUGAAAAGCCAAUCAACAUGGAGAACCUGCCAAUAAACAAUGGGAAUGGACAGGCCUUUGGAUAUGUUCUGUAUGAGACCACCAUUGCUUCAUCUGGAGUCCUCAGUGGUCUUGUGUGUGAUCGGGGGCAGGUAUUUGUGAACACAGUGUCCAUAGGAUUCUUGGACUAUAAAACGACGAAGAUUGUUAUCCCCUUGAUCCAGGGUUACACUGUGCUGAGGAUCUUGGUGGAGAAUCGUGGGCGAGUCAACUAUGGAAAUAAUAUUGAUAAUCAGCGCAAAGGUUUAAUUGGAGAUCUCUAUCUGGAUAAUUCUCCCCUGAAAAACUUCCGAAUCUACAGCCUAGAUAUGAAAAAUGGCUUCUUUCAGAGGUUGGACAUCCACAAAUGGAGUACUCUUCCAGAUACUCCCACGUUCCCUGCCUUCUUCUUGGGCAGCUUGUCAGUUGGUCCUAACCCUUCUGACACGUUCCUGAAGCUGGAGGGCUGGGAGAAGGGGGUUGUAUUCAUCAAUGGCCAAAACCUUGGACGUUACUGGAACAUUGGACCCCAAGAGACCCUCUACCUCCCAGGUGCCUGGCUGAACAAAGGAAUCAACCAGAUCAUCAUUUUCGAGGAGAUGAUGGCAGGCUCCGUGGUCCAGUCCACUGACAUCCCCCACCUGGGCCGAAACCAGUACAUUCACUGA
Molecule: messenger RNA, 2111 nt
Organism: Castor canadensis (American beaver)
Lineage: Eukaryota; Metazoa; Chordata; Mammalia; Rodentia; Castoridae
Gene: Glb1l2
Product: galactosidase beta 1 like 2
Biological process (GO): carbohydrate metabolic process
Molecular function (GO): beta-galactosidase activity
Source: RefSeq, a predicted model, not a curated record